This is a messenger RNA of Lampris incognitus (smalleye Pacific opah), 1252 nucleotides long. Its product is annotated as amyloid-beta A4 precursor protein-binding family B member 3-like. Gene Ontology annotation, cellular component: nucleus; cytoplasm. The record is from RefSeq and is a predicted model, not a curated record. Gene Ontology annotation, molecular function: amyloid-beta binding; transcription factor binding. The transcript has 8 exons. The coding region runs from base 200 to 1252 and encodes 350 amino acids. Gene Ontology annotation, biological process: regulation of DNA-templated transcription. Lineage: Eukaryota; Metazoa; Chordata; Actinopteri; Lampriformes; Lampridae.
UGCUGCUGGAACGAUUCCAGAAAUAAGGAUUUGCGGCUAGAAGAACCUGGAAGUUGCUGGGAAGAAAAGGACUGCCGUUGGUAAAACAUGUGCAGCCAAAUUAUCAGAUGGGAUUUCAACAACGUCACACUUUGUGCGUCAUCUGAAAAGCCACCAAGAGAAGGACUUUGCCUUUGUCGCAUGGGAGAAGGACAGCUGUAUGUUGAAGUGUCAUGUAUUCCACUGUGAUGCUCCGGCCAAAACCAUCGCCAUGGCACUCCAUGAGAUGUGCUCCAAGCUCCUAUCAGAGAGGGCGGCAGUGAAGCCAACUCGCUCACUGACCAUGGAAAAUAUUCCACCACCAGAUUUGCCAAGACAAGUGGAUGUUCUGGAAGCCAUGAGGCAGCAGGUUCACACGUUUCAAGUCCAUUACAUUGGAAAUCUGCCAGUGUCCAGAGCCAUGGGUAUGGCAGUUCUUAACAGAGCUAUCGAGAGCAUCAUGAACUCUACGGAUCGAGAUGAUUGGGAACCUGUAAUCAUGCACGUCACUGAUUCUAUGCUGUCCAUAUGGAAGGGAGAGGUGAUAUCUGCGCGAGGUCGAAGUGAUGUCCAUCAGAGUCUGGAGGAGCUCCAGCAGCAGAGCCAGCUCCAGACCCUUCCCUCUGACCCGGCAUCCCUCAGUUCUCGGCACCGCUGGUCCCAACGCCGUUCACGGGGUUUUCUCCCUCCACCGGAACCGGAAGAGGAUCCCAGACCUUUCAUCCUGGACCUGAGGAACAUCCCAGACCUGGCUAAUGCUGACAUGGGCUCCCAGAAGCCCAACAUCCAGGAAGGACAGGAGCCACUGUGGGAGUGUAAUGUUCGGUGUUUGACCUUUCUGGGUGUAGGUCAGGACAGUCACACCUUUGCUGUGAUCGUAGAUGGAGGAACACAGCGCUUCGAGAGUCAUGUCUUCUGGUGUGAACCUGAUGCUGGGACAAUAUCAGAGGCUGUCCAGGCUGCAUGUAUGGUUCAGUACCAGAAGUGUCUGGUGGCCCAAACUCCAUCCCUGAGGACCAAGUCGUGGUGUGCCACCCAGACCAAGGUCAAACGGGCCAACUCCAUGGACAGCUCUGCAACUCCCCCAACCCCCUCCCAUUUCUAUAACAGAAGUGCUACAGCGACAGCCAGGGUAACCAAGGGCAACAGCAGCGUGGGUACGAACCACAACCUAAGGAAGGGAAUGCUGGCAUUUUUUCAAACCUUCCGCAACAAACAGGCAGCCAGCUCCUAA